UCUACCUGCGCCCCCGUACACCCCCCCCCAGCCCGGCCCCCUGCCCGGCCCCCGGACCCCCCGCCCGGCUGCGGGCAUCAUGCCCCCGGCGCUCCGGAGAUGAGGCUCCGACAUGUCUCCUUCCUGACGGCGUUGUUGUUCGGGCUGUGCGGGCUGGUCUCCCUGUCCUGGUACACCGCCUUCAGCAGCUCCAGAGGAGAUGUGGUGGACGUCUACCAGAGGGAGUUCCUGGCGCUGAGGGAGCGGCUCCACUCCGCCGAGCAGGAGAACCUGCGGCGCUCCAAGGAGCUCAACCUGGUUCUGGAGGAGAUCAAGCGGGCCGUCGCCGAGAAGCAGGCGCUCAGGGACAUCAACCGGACCUGGAGCAGCCUCUCGGAGGAGACGAGGCUGAAGCUGUGGAACGUGAGCAGCAGCAAAAACGUGCUGCAGCUUCCCUCCAUCUUCCAUCACCUCCCUCACCUGCUGAGCCGAGAGGACAGUCUGCAGCCCGCCGUGCACCUGGGACAGGGACGCACCGGAGUCUCCAUGGUGAUGGGCGUCCCCAGCGUGAAGAGGGAGGCCCACUCCUACCUGACCGACACCCUCAGCUCGCUGAUGUCGGAGCUCAGUGCCGCCGAGAAGGACGACUGCGUCAUUGUGGUCCUCAUCGCCGAGGCUGACCAGCAGUACGCCACCACCGUAGCAGACAACCUGAAGCGCCUUUUUCCAGCAGAGAUCCAGUCCGGUCUGCUGGAGGUCGUCUCGCCGUCCGUCCACUUCUACCCCGACUUUUCCCAGCUCCGCGAGUCCUUUGGAGACCCGAAGGAGCGAGUCAGGUGGAGGACGAAGCAGAACCUGGACUACUGUUUCCUGAUGAUGUACGCUCAGAACAAGGGAACCUACUACGUUCAGCUGGAGGACGACAUCGUGGCGCGGCCCAACUUCUUCACCACCAUGAAGAACUUUGCGCUGCAGCAGCCGUCGGAGGAAUGGAUGAUCCUGGAGUUCUCCCAGCUGGGCUUCAUCGGGAAGAUGUUCAAGGCCCUGGACCUGCCGCUCAUCGUGGAGUUCAUGCUGAUGUUCUACAAGGACAAGCCCAUCGACUGGCUGCUGGACCACAUCAUGUGGGUCAAGGUCUGCAACCCGGAGAAGGACGCCAAACACUGCGACCGGCAGAAGGCCAACCUGAGGAUCCGCUUCAAGCCGUCGCUCUUCCAGCACGUCGGAACUCACUCAUCUCUGGCGGGAAAGAUCCAGAAGCUCAAGGACAAGGACUUUGGGAAGCAGACGCUGCACAAGGGCCACGCCAACCCGCUGGCGGAGGUGACCACCAGCCUGAAGACCUACCAGCACUUCACCCUGGAGAAGGCCUACCUGGGGGAGGACUUCUUCUGGGCCUUCACCCCCGUGGCCGGGGACUUCAUCCGGAUCCGCUUCUUCACGCCCGUCCGGAUCGAGAGGUUUUUCUUCCGGAGCGGAAACAUCGAACAUCCAGGAGACAAACUCUUCAACACGUCUGUGGAGGUCCUGCCCUUCGAUAACAUCCAGGCGGAGAAGCAGGUCCUGCCGGAGGGGCGGGAGAAGACGCCCCGGUUCCACCGGACCGAGGACGGCUUCAUCCGUAUCGGAACCUUCCAGGGCGGCGUGGCGGAGGGCGAGGUGGACGCAUCCUUCGGGCCCCUGGAGGCCAUGAGGCUCUCGGUGGUGACGGACUCGCCGGUCUGGGUGAUCCUCAGCGAGAUCUUCAUAAAGAAGGCUGAGUGAAGCUGGUCUCCCUCAGACCCCUGGGUCCAGCUAUCCCCCCGGACCUGGACCCGGACUUGGACCCCACCGCGGUGCGGUGGCGCCCCCGUGUGGCCGGCCCCUGCCGCUGCGGGCCGGAAACCCCUCGGACCGACGGACGGAGCUGGACCUCCUCCUGAAUGUGACGCUGGCGACCGCCGAGGCCCCGCCCCCUGAAGCCCCGCCCCUCCCACCUAGCCCCGCCCCCACUCUCUCCACCAAUGAGAGUUGCCUUAACGAAGACUGAGCAGAUCAGAAACGUAGCGUCCUCCAAUACCCAGAAUCCUUUGCUGCAGCCUCGGACCUGCUGCAUCAUCGUGGCUCAAAACUACUGAUAAAGACAGUUUUAUAAGUCCUUCAGAGGCCUUGUUGCUGUAGUACUCUGUAGUACUCUGCAGUACUCUAGUACCAGUACUCUGUAGUACUCUGCAGUACUCUGUAGUACUAUGUAGUACCUGUAGUACUCUGCAGUACCAGUACUCUCUAGUACUGUGUAGUACUCUGUAGUACCUGCAGUACUCUGAGGUACUCUGUAGUACUCUGUAGUAUUCUGCAGUACUCUGCAGUAC
Messenger RNA from Cololabis saira (Pacific saury), 2330 nucleotides. It is a transcript of the gene mgat4b, whose product is annotated as alpha-1,3-mannosyl-glycoprotein 4-beta-N-acetylglucosaminyltransferase B. Lineage: Eukaryota; Metazoa; Chordata; Actinopteri; Beloniformes; Belonidae. Gene Ontology annotation, biological process: protein N-linked glycosylation. The coding region runs from base 100 to 1743 and encodes 547 amino acids. Gene Ontology annotation, molecular function: acetylglucosaminyltransferase activity. The record is from RefSeq and is a predicted model, not a curated record. Gene Ontology annotation, cellular component: endoplasmic reticulum; endoplasmic reticulum-Golgi intermediate compartment; Golgi stack. The transcript has 15 exons.